Messenger RNA from Drosophila mauritiana, 1697 nucleotides. Its product is annotated as luciferin 4-monooxygenase-like. The record is from RefSeq and is a predicted model, not a curated record. Gene Ontology annotation, biological process: long-chain fatty acid metabolic process; fatty-acyl-CoA biosynthetic process. NCBI's taxonomy places the organism in Eukaryota, Metazoa, Arthropoda, Insecta, Diptera, Drosophilidae. The coding region runs from base 35 to 1648 and encodes 537 amino acids. The transcript has 3 exons. Gene Ontology annotation, molecular function: long-chain fatty acid-CoA ligase activity.
UUUACCAGACACACAAAGUUUGCCUACUUACAGAAUGGCGUACACACCAGCAAAUUCCUACGAUAAUGAUCAAAAGAUGUGGAGCGGUGAGCCGAUUGUCAAAUACUUCGAUCCGGACUUGUCCAUCGGAGAGAUCAUUUUCCACGAGAUGCGGCGGCAUCCGCAGCUUACUGCCCAGAUCUCUGCCACGGAGGGUACUGUGCUGACCAGAGGGGAGCUCCUUGCCAACGCCAUGCGAGUGGCCAGCUAUAUGCGAUCAGAGGGCCUCCUUCAAUCCGAUAUAGUGGGCAUCAUAGGCCGGAAUACCACCCAUAUGCUUGCCGUAGCCUACGCUUGUUUCUUCAACGGAAUAGCUUUUCACUCGCUCAACAUUACCUACGAUCGCGAUACGAUCGAAAAGAUCUACAAGGUCACAAAACCUUCCAUAAUCUUCUGCGAUGGAGAUGAGUUUGAGAAGGUUCGAUCUGCCACCGCACAACUGGAUGUUAAGCUCGUCACCAUGCGCAAUCAUCCAGUGGAUUCCAUAAAGAUCGAUGAAGUUGUUGCCACGCCCAUCGAAGAAAACUUCCAGCCAGCAAAGCUGGAACGGGGCAACGAUCAGACUUUGGCCAUUCUCUGCUCUUCGGGAACAACUGGAACUCCAAAGGCUGUAACCAUAACUAACAGUCGGCACAUUCUCGCAGGCAACUAUCAUCUGACCACCGCUGAUAUUCAGUACUCCCACAACACCCUUGACUGGAUCACCGGUUUGCUAACCACCAUUACCUCCGGAGUGUUCAGCACUACCCGCAUCAUCGCGGACAAUGCCUUCGAUCCCGCCUUUGCCAUGCGAAUCAUUGAGGAGUACAAGGUUACGUGGACCAUACAGCCUCCAUCCUCUAUGGCUCUAAUGAUUAACUGCCCAGAAUUCGAGACUUGCGACCUGUCGAGCCUGCGGUGCUACAUGUUCGGAGGAUCACGGGCUGCCUUGGAGGUUCAGAAAGGCAUCCGUAGCCGUCUUAGCCAUGAUUGCCUGCAGUUUGUUUAUGGAUUUACAGAACUGGGUGCCAUGGCCACCAUCAACUGUCACUUCGACGAGAAAACCGGAUCGGUGGGUCGAUUGGUCAAUGGGCUGAAGUUGAAGAUUAUCAAUGAUGAGGGCGCAUCGCUUGGACCCGAUGAAAUCGGAGAGGUGUGCAUCAAGAACCACCAGCACUGGUCGGGAUACUACGGAAACGAAGUUGAGACUUGUGGCAUGCGAGAUUCACUGGGAUGGUAUCACUCCGGAGACCUCGGAUACAUGGAUCGAGAUGGCUUCCUGUACAUUAUGGACCGCAAGAAGGAGAUGCUGAAGUACCAGAACAUCAUGUACUAUCCAAACGAUAUUGAAAGCGUCAUCUCAGAGAUGCCCCAGGUCGCCGAGGUCUGUGUCUUCGGGAUAUGGAGCAACAUCUUUGGAGACGAAGCUGCUGCUGCUGUCGUUAAGAAACUGGGCAGUGAGCUGGAGGCCCAGGAUGUGGUGGACUAUGUGAGUUCUCGGACUGAUUCCAAGUACAAGCAGUUGAACGGAGGAGCCGUCAUUGUGGAGGACCUGCAGCGAAGUGCCAAUGGAAAGACCAAUAGAAUGGCCAAUAAGGCCCACUUUUUGCAUAUGAAAAAUAGGAGCUGAACAUUUUAUUUAUAUUUUUGUAUAUCAGUUAGUAAAAUUAAAAUUAAUU